AAGACAGCUAGUAUGGACAAGGCAGGCGGUGAGCCCAAGAAGGCAUAAAGGACACGGUCGGUCAGUUAACCAACAGCAAUAUCUGAGGAUCACCGCUCCGAACACGCUGCAGGGGAACGUCCUUUCAACCUACAGUCGCUUUCUCGGGUGUCUCUCGGAGGAAUAUGCUCUGUUGCUCUGUCACUUAGUUCUUUAUACAUUCCUUCCACCUUGUUCUUUUCCUUCCUCUCAUCUCAAUAUACCAAACAACGCCCCCGAGCUACCCUAAUAAUUACAGCCAGCGCGCGGUCCAAGGGCCCUCGUUGGCCUGACUGAUUCCCUGCGAAGAUGUCUUCGACAGAUUAUAACUAUGAUGAGCAGGGACAAUUUUUCCCUUUCUUCAUCCUCACUCUUUCCAGCUUAAUCACGCUUCCUCUCACAUACAGCCUCCUCAGACCGAGCAAAGGACUCGAGAACACCGCCCCGCGAAUAAAGUCCGACUUUAAGCCGCAACAUGACGACCUGAUCCAGGGACUAAAAAGAAAACGGCUACGUAAGGAGCGCCGCAUCAAGCGUAUUACCACCGUGCUGGUGGGAUAUGCUGUUAUGGCAUGGAUGAUUUACUUGAUCAUCGUCACUGCCCGGACGGGGCCGAAAAUCUGGGAUCCAUAUGAGAUUUUGGGUAUUUCAAGGAGUGCCGACGAGAGACAGAUCUCUAGACACUACAAGCGUCUUUCUCUCAUUUACCACCCGGAUAAAGUUCGACCAGACCCUGCGAAGAAUGAGACCAUCGAGACCCUCAACGAGCGCUUCGUGGAGCUCACCAAAGCUUACAAGGCACUGACGGAUGAGGAAAUUCGGAACAACUACCUCCAAUACGGUCAUCCCGAUGGAAAGCAGAGCUUUAGCAUUGGUAUCGCUCUUCCCAAGUUCAUCGUCACUGAAGGCAAUGGCAAAUAUGUCUUGCUGGCUUACGGAGGCCUUCUCGGUGUCCUGCUUCCUUACAUUGUUGGCAAGUGGUGGUACGGGUCCCAGAGGUAUACCAAGGAAAAGGUGCUUGUCGCCAGUGCUGGUAAUAUGUUCCGAGAGUACAAGGAUGAUAUCUCCGGCGGCGGUAUUCUUACGGCUCUGUCCUCGGGUGAGGAAUAUAAGGAACUGCUGAAGGGUAAAUCUGAGUCCGGGAUUUCAAAGAUCGAGAAGAAGAUUCUAGCGGGGACAUCUUUAUCGCCUGAAGACAAGGAAGCGCUCAAGCAGCUGGAUGACUUACCCCGUAGAAAAGCUCUGGCGUUGCUGUGGGCAUACCUACAGCGAGCCGAUCUAGACGAUGUGACCCUCAACGAAGAGAAGUACGCGGUCGCGCCGAUUGCGCUGACCCUGAACGAGUCUUUCACUGCUAUUUGCCUUGCUUUCGGCAACUUGAAGCCUCUGCUCGGUUCCCUCCGUAUCCCCCAGAACAUUACCCAGGCAGUUACUCCUGGUGCAUCGCCGCUCUUACAGCUUCCUUACUUCACUCCUGCCGUUGUCAAUGCGAUCCAGGGAGAAGAUGCGAAAAGCCAUAUGUCGGUACAGAAAUACAUGAAACUGUCUGAAGUUCAACGACAGGUUCUAACUGUUGGUCCGGGUCUCUUGUCUGAGGAGGAGUACGAGACCGCCAUGUCCGUUGCAAGGCAGAUACCCGCUCUCGAGGUGGUCAAGGCUUUCUUCAAGGUACAGGGCGAAAAGGUUAUCACCCCCAGCAGUCUGGUACAGUUGGUGGUGAAGGCCCGGUUUAUUCCCCCUGGCUACACGAACGUACCAGAGGUGAAUGAGCUCGAUCUGGAAGAUAUCGAUCCUGAUGAGGAUGACCUCGACGCAUUUAUGGGCCGAAGAUCUGCUAGGAACAAGACAGUCAAGCUCGCAAACGGUCAGAAGGUCGAGGCCAAGGAGGAAGUUGUCCAGCCACCACUCGCGCAUGCACCAUACCUGGCUAGAGACCACCCGCCCAGGUGGCAGGUUCUCCUAGGGGAUGCCAAGCAGGGAAAGAUGGCUGUUCCUCCUUUCACGUUCGCAACCUUUGAUAAGCCAAUAUUUGGCGAGGACGGCGAGCCUACUUUUGAGGUACAGACGAUGAAGAUGCAGUUCCAGGCACCUCCUCAGGUGGGAGAUUUCACCUUUGUUCUCCACGUCAUCAGCGACAGCUACAUUGGCUUUGACACGAAGAUGGAAAUCACACUGCACGUCGACGACCCAGCAAAGGCGGCUGCGUUGGAAGAGGAGGACGACAUUAGCGAACCCGAUGAAGAUUCCCUUGCAGGACAGAUGCAGGCUCUCAAGACGGGCCAACCACCACCAAAGAAGAAGAGACCCGCCAAUGAAUCAAGUGAAGACGAGAGUGACACGGAAGGCGACGUAGAUGAUACCAGCGAGACGGACACGGAGACUGAUACCGAUGAGGAGUAAAAUCGCAAGCGCAUAUGGAGUUAUUAUUUUUUAUUUUUGUCCCCAUUUUACCUCAUUUUCUCUUUUUGCCUCCUCCCUUCCCAUCGU
Paecilomyces variotii is the source of this 2505-nucleotide messenger RNA. RefSeq names its product Sec63 Brl domain-containing protein. Gene Ontology annotation, molecular function: RNA binding; transmembrane protein transporter activity. The transcript is spliced from 6 exons. The record is from RefSeq and is a predicted model, not a curated record. Gene Ontology annotation, biological process: post-translational protein targeting to endoplasmic reticulum membrane; SRP-dependent cotranslational protein targeting to membrane. NCBI's taxonomy places the organism in Eukaryota, Fungi, Ascomycota, Eurotiomycetes, Eurotiales, Thermoascaceae. Gene Ontology annotation, cellular component: Sec62/Sec63 complex. The coding region runs from base 328 to 2418 and encodes 696 amino acids.